Chelmon rostratus (copperband butterflyfish) is the source of this 3879-nucleotide messenger RNA. RefSeq names its product nuclear transcription factor, X-box binding-like 1 (gene nfxl1). Gene Ontology annotation, molecular function: RNA polymerase II transcription regulatory region sequence-specific DNA binding; zinc ion binding; DNA-binding transcription factor activity, RNA polymerase II-specific. The record is from RefSeq and is a predicted model, not a curated record. Gene Ontology annotation, biological process: regulation of DNA-templated transcription. Lineage: Eukaryota; Metazoa; Chordata; Actinopteri; Chaetodontiformes; Chaetodontidae. Gene Ontology annotation, cellular component: nucleus. The transcript is spliced from 25 exons. Bases 86 to 2746 code for a protein of 886 amino acids.
GACACGCACUGCGCAUGACAACCAGGCAGGAGAAGCCGCUGCAGACUGCUGAGGCCCCACCUGUGGAGUUCUGGAGGUGGUUGCCAUGGAGCCUGCCUGGCGACAGCAGGGCAGGGGGCGUGGCCGAGGUCAGGAGGGUCAGGGUGAAAGGUCACGACCCCCGCAGAAGGAGAGAGAGAGGCCGGGGCCCCCGGCGGGAGCGUGGGGGCCUGGAGGAGGAGGGAGGAAACCACCUGAACCUCAACGUGGUGUGUCGGUCCCGUCCAGGUUCGAGGAGAUCAGGAAGUCCAACCAGGCUGCCGCUCAGCGAUUGGUGGAGAGCCGCAUCAGCUCCUCUUCCUCUGACGACGAAGACAAAGAUGAGGAUGGAGAUGUUGACCGUAAGGAUGUAAAGAGAGGGAAGAUCCUGGCGUCGACCUUCACCACCUACACAGACCAGACAGGUGGUGAUGUCACAGGUCUGGUCAGAACUGGUCAGUAUGUCAGUGACCUGUUUCAGUCUGGAGCGCUCACCUGUCUGAUCUGCAUCGCCUCCGUCAAGAGGACGCAGGCGGUGUGGAGCUGCUCCAGCUGUUUCUGUCUCUUCCACCUCCCCUGUAUUCAGAAAUGGGCCAAAGACUCGGCCUUCCUCGUGUCCUCGGUCACUGAUGAAGACUUUGGUCAGAAGCAGCAUCCCUGGCCGUGUCCAAAGUGUCGAGCAGAAUAUCCCCCCAGCGCCACGCCCAACAGGUACAUGUGUUACUGUGGGAAACUGCAGGAUCCUCCAGCUGAUCCCUGGUUGGUUCCUCACUCCUGUGGCUCCGUCUGUCAGAAGGAGCUCAAACCCACCUGUGGACAUACCUGUCUGCUGCUCUGUCACCCCGGUCCCUGUCCUCCCUGUCCAAAGAUGGUGUCAGUUUCUUGCAUGUGUGGCAAAGCUAAGCCCCUCCCCCGUCGCUGUAGCAACAAGGCCUGGUCGUGUCAACAGCAGUGCAGCAAGUUGUUACCCUGCAAGCAGCACACCUGUACACAGCCCUGUCACACAGAGUGUUCUCCCUGUCCCAGAGUCAGUGUUCAGAAGUGUGUGUGUGGUCGAGAGAAGGCGGAGAGACCCUGUGCCAGCCCUCGGUGGACCUGUGAGCAGGUCUGCGGCUCUCCGCUCUCCUGUGGGAAUCACACCUGUGAACUUCUCUGCCAUGAUGGACUUUGUCCCCCCUGUCCUCGCUCCGUCAGCAGGUCCUGUCCCUGCGGCAAGACCAAGUCAUCUCUGCCGUGCACGGAGGAAGUGCUGCCAUGUGGCGACACUUGCGACCGCCGUCUGUCAUGUGGAAAACACACCUGUUCAAUGAGGUGUCACCGAGGGAGCUGUGAGACCUGCAGACAGGAGGUGGAGAAGGAGUGCAGGUGUGGUAAAUACAGGAAGUUGAUGGCGUGUCAUAAAGAAUACCUGUGUGACUCCAAAUGUCCAAAAACCAGAAGCUGCCAGAGACACCAGUGCAGGAGGAAGUGUUGCCCUGGUAACUGCCCUCCCUGCGACCAGAGCUGUGGUCGUACUCUGGGGUGUCGUAACCAUAAGUGUCCGUCUGGCUGUCACCAAGGUAGUUGUUAUCCCUGUCCGGAGUCGGUGGAGGUCCGAUGUACCUGUGGUUCCACCGUCUUGCCUGUCCCUUGCGGGCGGGAACGGAGCACCAAACCGCCUCGCUGCAAAGAGACCUGCAGGUGUCCUUCAUCCUGCCACCACCCGACCAGAGAGACCCACCGGUGCCACCCCGGGCCCUGCCCCCCCUGCAGACAGCCCUGCCUGCUGCCGCUGCCCGGCUGCGGCCACACCUGCCCCCAGUCCUGCCACGACCUGGUGCUGGUCAAGUCCCAGCAGGUGCAGUUAGCGGGACCCUGGGAGCAGCCUGCCGAGCCAGCGUUUGUGAAGAAAGCUCUUCCCUGUCCACCAUGUCAAGUACCCAUACCGACGGCCUGUUUUGGAGAACAUGAGGUCAGCCCGGUGCCGUGUCACCGCCGGGGGCGAUUCUCCUGUAAACGGCCGUGCGGACGAUCUUUGACCUGCGGGAACCACGACUGCAGCAGGGAGUGUCACCUGGUAACCGACGGCAACAAGUGUGAAGUGUGUGAGGAGGGCUGCUCUAAGCCCCGCCCCCCCGGCUGCCCCCACACCUGCCCCCGCCCCUGUCACCCCGGCAACUGCCCCCCCUGCAGCCAGAUGAUCCGCCAGCGCUGUCACUGCAAGAUCAGCAUGCUCUACGUGGAGUGCACGAAGUUGACGUCAGCUGAUGAACAGACGAAGGUGAAGUUGGGCUCCUGCAGCAACCAAUGUCCCAAAGAGCUGAGCUGUGGCCAUCGCUGUAAGAAGGUGUGUCAUCCAGGAGUGUGUGAGGAGAAAUGUCAGCAGAGGGUGAAGCUCCGAUGUCCCUGCAGGAGGAUCAAGAAGGAGUUCCCGUGCUCUUCGUCAGAUCAGUGUGUUCAGUGUGAUGAUGCAUGCAGAGACCAGCAGAGGAAAGUCAGCCAGCUGAAGGAGGCGGAGCAGAGAGCAGCUCAGGAGGAGGAGCAGAAGAAACUUCAGGAGGAGCUGGAGGCGUUCGAGAAGCGUCAGCAGCGAGGAGGUCGGAGGAGUAAGAAGCGGGGGAGGAGGGAGGAGGCGGAUGAUGAAGGGGCGAGGGCGGGGAGGUGGAGGAGGUGCGUCGCCUUCGUCCUCGUCCCGUUGGCCGGAGCUCUGCUGUCGGCCGCUGCCUACUACCUCCUGACCGCGCCCUGAACGCCUCACGGGUGCGGUUGGGGUUUGAGUUUGACUCUUCAGGUUUUUUCCGCUCAUGUCGAUUCUGGAAGUGAAAACUGGUCCUCGUAUGGUUCUGGUUUCAGUUUGAGUUUAGUUUCUUCCUGUUUGAAGGUUAAUGUGAAGGUUGAGAAUGAUUUAAAGUGACUCAGCACGCAGCCAUGUCAAUAAAUAACUCACCUCUGCGACUGUGGCGUCUUUUCAGGAUUAUUCUGUUUGUCACUUGUUUGAUCGUCGCUCAGUCGAUCGUCCUGUAAAACACGAUCCCGUCCGUUUCUCUCUGAUGUCUGUUUGAGUCAUUCAUUAUUUUCAGGAUCCGGACGUGAUUCCUGCUUCAGGAAGCUGUUCCUCCUCGAGCCUGAGGCGAUCAAUAAAAGUCUUAAUGACCAACACAAAACUUAAAACAAGUGGAAACGAUCAACUAAUCGAUGAUUACUGAUUGCCUUAUUGAUGCAGAUGGUUUCUAACAGGUUUGUCAUUAAAUCUGUCAGACUCAGGUCAUGUGACCAGCUGGAUCUGCUGGAGUGUGGUCUGAUGCGGUUUGUGUGAUGACAGAUCUGCUGAUGUGUGUUCAGACUCAACCUGAAGCAACAUCUGUCCUCUGUGAGGUGAGACCAGGUCCCGUUAGCCGAGACACAGCUUAGAGAAUAAAGGUGCUUAAAAACAUUUAAAAAUCACGCUGAUUCAGAAAUCAUGGCGUUUCAUCAUCAUCAUCUCUGAUGUCCAUCAAGACCGGACGGCCGAAGUGAAUCCAGUGAGAGUUUGUACAUCACUGCAAACACGGCUCACGUUGUAGCCGACAGCUAACUCACUGUUUCCUGUUUACAUCCCGCAAGGCAUCAUGGGAAGUGCAGUACCACAACUUGGAGCAUGGUUAAGAGUGACAGAACCGGCUUGUGUUGAGUCUGAACAGACAUUCAGGACCGAUGAGCGCAGCAGUGAUGUUUUUUUUAAGUGAGUGUGAUGUUGGAAUAUUUUGUUGUAAAGAAGCUGCAGUUAGAAACAUCCAUCACAUGUUAAAAUAUAUUUUAUGUCGGUCCUGAGUUGGUCAGAUCGCUGAGAUGUUCGAAUGUAAAAUUAAGUUCAGAUAUUUGAAAAAUAAAAGUUUGAUUCAG